AUGGCCAUUGCCAUCACCCCGACGAUUCUCAGGAAGAUCACGCGUGUUAUCCGCGACUUCCUUUGGCAUGGCAGAAAGGACGCCAAGACGGGCAGCUGCUUGGCCACUUACCCCUCCCGCCCAUGGCACCACCUACAGCUCCCUAGUGAUGAUGUCACUGCCCAGUUCUUCCGUGCCUCCACUGCCUGGCAGCUAGGUGAUGGAACGACCUGUUUCUUCUGGACCAACCACUGGCUCGAAGGCCCAUCGGUCGCCGAGCUCGCCCCCUCCCUCUUCCGGUUCAUGCCACGUUGCCGGCGCCGCCGCACGACGGUGUGCGAGGGCCUCACGUUGCGUACCUGGAUUGGCGACAUUCAUGGCACCCUCGGGCCGCAAGAGGUGAUCGAGUACGUCGGCUUAUGGCACAAGCUGCAUGGUGCUACCCUCACCUUCAAGCCGGAGCGCAUCAUAUGGCGCUGGACCUCGAAUGGUGUCUGA
Messenger RNA from Aegilops tauschii subsp. strangulata, 477 nucleotides. RefSeq lists its product as uncharacterized. NCBI's taxonomy places the organism in Eukaryota, Viridiplantae, Streptophyta, Magnoliopsida, Poales, Poaceae. The record is from RefSeq and is a predicted model, not a curated record.